AUGUUACAAAUUACAUUAGCUAUUUGCGAUCUUCCUUUUCGUGAGCAUCGAGAAAAUAUAAAUUCUCCAUGCAAAGGUAAUUUUUUAACUAUUAUUGACUUGCUGGCUAAAUAUGAUCCUGUGCUAAAACUGCAUUUAUCGGAAAAUAAUCCUAAUAGAUUCAAGUAUAUUAGUCCCGCCAUCCAGAAUGAGUUAGUACAUAUUAUUAUCAGCAGUAAAGUGAAACAAAAUAUUUUACAAAAAAUCCAAAAUUCUCCGUUUUUCACUACAAUUACGGACACUACUCAAGACAUUUCAAAGACGGACCAAUUAAGCCAGAUUAUUAGAUAUGUAAUGCUUGAAAAAGAUGAAAAUAAUCAAAUUACAAAUCUUUGCAUUAAUGAGUCUUUUCUCGGGUUGCGUGAAGGCACAUAUCAAUCUGCUGCAAGUUGGGCAGAAAAUAUUCUUGCUAGCAUUACUGAGAUGGGUUUAAAUAUUUCAAGAUGUCGUGGACAAGGUUACGACGGAGCUGCACACAUGAGUGGGACUUAUUCAGGACUUCAAAAACCAAGAAUAUGUUCAUUGUGCUGCUCAUAA
Zophobas morio is the source of this 576-nucleotide messenger RNA. RefSeq lists its product as uncharacterized. The transcript has a single exon. The record is from RefSeq and is a predicted model, not a curated record. Lineage: Eukaryota; Metazoa; Arthropoda; Insecta; Coleoptera; Tenebrionidae. Bases 1 to 576 code for a protein of 191 amino acids.